Juglans microcarpa x Juglans regia is the source of this 954-nucleotide messenger RNA. RefSeq lists its product as uncharacterized. The transcript has a single exon. The coding region runs from base 1 to 876 and encodes 291 amino acids. The record is from RefSeq and is a predicted model, not a curated record. Lineage: Eukaryota; Viridiplantae; Streptophyta; Magnoliopsida; Fagales; Juglandaceae. Gene Ontology annotation, biological process: root development; shoot system development.
AUGGCUUCCUCUCCUUUGAACCUAAAAGCUUACCAUGCUCGUUCGAACAGCUUGCCGUCAAGGCCACACCCUGCCAUUACUCAACUCGAUGAGCAUUUGUGUAGCUUGAGGGCUUCUGAAUCUGGCUCUUCUUCUUCGUCAAUAUGCCACAAGCUAAGUGGUUUGCAGGAUGUACAUGAUUCCGUUGAUAAGUUACUUCAAUUGCCACUCACUCAGCAAGCAUUCGUCCAAGAGCACCAUCAGAAAUGGGCCGAGGAGUUAUCCGAUGAAUCUCUCAUUCUCUUGGACUUGUGUGGCAUUGCCAAAGAUGCCUUGUCACAAACCAAAGAACGUACGCAUGAUCUUCAAUCAAUUAUGCGCAGAAAGCGUGGAGACGAGAUGGCUCUUAAAAAUGAGGUCCGGAAAUACUUAAGCUCUAGGAAGGUAAUCAGAAAGGCAAUCCAGAAGGCCUUGAAGGGCAUGGAAAGUAUGUGCGCUGACAAAAAGCAUGAGAGUCUGGCCUUGGUUAGCAUAUUGAGAGAGGUAGAAGCAGCCACUCUUGCUGUUUUUGAAUCCUUACUGUCCUAUCUAGCUGGGGCAAAGUCGCAAUCAAAGUCUAGCAGUUGGUCUGUGGUUUCCAAGUUGGUGCACCCAAAGAGAGUAGCAUCUGCGGUUGAAGUAAGAGAGACAAAUGAGCUUGAGAUGCUUGAAACCGCCUUGCACUCCCUGAACAACCAAAAGACAAGCAAAUCUGAAUACAGCACGCAUUUUGAGAAUGUGCAAAACUUUGUAAGGAGGUUAGAGUCAAGUAUUGAAGAUCUUGAAGAAAGACUUGAGUGCCUGUUUAGGCUCCUAAUCAAAACCAGAGUUUCCCUUCUCAACAUCUUCAAUCACUAGCCAUGAGAUAAUGAUCAUGGGCAUCCAAUAUUGUCUGUUUACUCUGUUCUCUCUUUAAUUCAUGAGAACGACCUAGAG